This is a messenger RNA of Lachancea thermotolerans CBS 6340, 2550 nucleotides long. RefSeq names its product peptide alpha-N-acetyltransferase complex A subunit NAT1 (gene NAT1). The record is from RefSeq and is a predicted model, not a curated record. Gene Ontology annotation, molecular function: protein binding; protein-N-terminal amino-acid acetyltransferase activity. Bases 1 to 2550 code for a protein of 849 amino acids. Gene Ontology annotation, cellular component: NatA complex; cytoplasm. Gene Ontology annotation, biological process: N-terminal peptidyl-methionine acetylation. The transcript has a single exon. NCBI's taxonomy places the organism in Eukaryota, Fungi, Ascomycota, Saccharomycetes, Saccharomycetales, Saccharomycetaceae.
AUGUCUAGAAGAAAGGGUGCUUUACCUUUGAAGGCCAAUGGAUCUGCAGUUGGACGAUCUAAGGAAGAUAACAACUUGAUUGAAGCUUUGAAGCUGUAUGAGUCGAAAACUUACAAGAAAUCCCUGAAAUUAGUGGAUGCCAUCUUGAAGAAAAACUCGCAACACAUAGAUUCUCUAGCUCUGAAGGGCCUGAAUUUGUACUGCACUGGUCAGAAGGAAGAUGCAGCAAACUAUGUUCAAAAAGCGAUUGCCCGCAUUGAAAGCUCCGGCGCUUCCCCCAUUGGAUGUCACAUUUUGGGUAUCUAUAUGAGAAACGAGAAACGCUAUUCCGAAGCUGCUAAGUGGUUUCAAAGCUCGCUGGACAAUGGCUCCACAAACAAACAGAUCUACAGAGACUUGGCAACCCUAUACUCUCAAGAGCAUGACUACAAAAAUUUGCUUAAAGCAAGAAAGUUGUACUGGGAGGAAUUUAUGGGUUACCGUGCCAAUUGGACCUCACUUGCCAUCGCUCACGAGUUGAAUGGUCAGUUGGAUGAGUCUGCGAAUGUUUUAACCAAGUUUGAAGAGCUUGCUAAGGGCAAAUUAGGUGAAUCAGAAGCCUACGAACACAACGAGUGCUUGAUGUACAAGAACGAUGUGCUCUACAAGGCUGCGGGCGCAGACCAUGAGAAACUAAAGGGUGUUUUAAAACACCUGGAUGAAAUAGAACCUGAUGUGUUCGACAAAUACGGUUGGCUAGAGAGAAGGGCUGCUAUUUUCAUGAAGUUGAACCAAAAGGGAGAUGCCUCCAAAAUUUAUAGAACAUUGAUCAAAAGAAACCCUGACAAUUUCAAGUAUUAUAAACUUCUUGAGAUUGCAUUAGGUAUCCAGAGAGAUGCGAAGCUCAGGUUGGCCCUUUACAAAAAACUUGAGAGCUUCUAUCCAAGAGCCGAACCUCCAAAGUUUAUCCCUCUUACUUUCAUCGAAGACAAUUCAUGUUUUGCCGAAAGUCUAUCGUCUUACAUUUUGCCUCAACUCAAACGUGGCGUCCCUGCUACUUUCAACAAUAUUAAGACUCUUUACAAAAAAGAUGUCAUGCGUAACUCAGCAAUUGCCGAGGAGAUUGUUCUAAAAUACUUUGAUAGUAUUAACCCUAAGGAAGCUCCUAUCCCCUACGUUUGGACUUGCUACUUUAUGUGCCAACACUAUUUGUACUUGAAAAGUUUCCAAAAAGCAAGGGAGUACAUUGAACUCGCUUUGGCGCAUACGCCAACGUUAGUUGAGCUUUACAUCCUAAAAGCGAGAGUCCUAAAACAUACUGGGUUACUCGCGGAAGCGGCGGAGACCAUCAAUGAAGGCCGGAAGCUGGAUUUACAGGAUAGAUUCAUCAAUACCAAAACAGUGAAAUAUUACUUGAGAGCAAAUAUGGUGGAAAAGGCCGUGGAAGUGGUCUCAAUUUUUACCAAGAACGACGGUGCAGCCAAUGGUGUAAUGGAUUUACAUUUGAUGGAGGCUUCCUGGUUUAUUGCCGAACAAGCCGACGCUUACUUCAGGCUAUACCUUGAAAAGAAGCGGCUACUGCACGAUGAAAAAUCUAUGGAAGUUCCAGAAGACGAAGAAUCGCAGGAAUCGCAUGCUCGCCAUAUUCGCGAUUUGACUUACGAGACAACAAAAUUUGGAGGCUUGGCGCUCAAGAGAUGGGAUGCGAUUUCGAAGUUUUACAAGCAAUUUGAAGAUGACCAGCUUGACUUUCAUUCCUAUUGUAUGAGAAAAGGUGUUCCAAGAGCUUACCUUGAAAUGUUUCAGUGGGGUAAGACUGUGUACACUCUACCAAUGUUUGUUAGGGCUAUGAAGGGCGCAGCGAGAAUGUAUUUUAUUCUCAAUGAUGAAAUGAAAGCCUCGAGCACAACACCAGAAGAUGAUGCCAUUGGAGAAUUAGUCGGUGCGAAGAAAGGGAACAAGAAAACCAAGAAGGAAGCUGCUGCAAUUAAAAAGCGCAUCGAGGAAGAUAAAAAAACAGUUGCUGCCUAUGAAAAAGAUGAGGAUCCAUUGGGAGAAGCUUAUAUUUUUACUAAAGCACCCAUGCAGGACUUUUAUAACAAGUUCUAUCGUAGGUUUAGCGAGGAGGCCACGGAGUCGUCAAAAGAUUAUAUCCUUGAUUUUGAGUAUCACAUUAGAUGUGGCAAACUUGCCUUAUGCGUCGGCGCCAUUUCCAAAUAUGCUGAUAUGUUUGGCAAGAAAGACAGCAUUGUGGGCGCAAUGACCCUGUGUCUAUUGGACAAAAUAAAGUUCUCUAACGAGAUCGACGAAGUUACCAAAAAGAUCGCUAUCAAAGGCUUAGAAAGGCUUCUUUCUGAACUGCCUCUCAAGCAGCUUGACGAAGAGGCUUUUGACUGGUUGUCCUUUUUUCAGCAGGAAUUUGAGGGUCCAAGUUUGGAGUCCUUGUUAUUAAUCCACAGAUCAUCGGUGAAAAUCAUCUCGGCAGAGAACAUAAAGCAACAAGUCAUUGAAAAAUUGAGAGAAGAAGAGCCCGCCGUUCAAAGUUCAGUACUUAACUAUCAACUCAACUAG